Plenodomus lingam JN3 is the source of this 1020-nucleotide messenger RNA. RefSeq lists its product as uncharacterized. The record is from RefSeq and is a predicted model, not a curated record. Lineage: Eukaryota; Fungi; Ascomycota; Dothideomycetes; Pleosporales; Leptosphaeriaceae.
AUGGAAAUGGACGUUGUCGAAUACAGCCGCCGUGACCUGCCAACUUCGCCGCUUCUGCGUCUACCGUUGGAAAUCCGGUUUAUGAUCUACGAGUACCUACUGUUACCUUCGCCAACGCCGUGGACGGGCAGUGGAAUCUCGAUUGGCAAUCUGGUGCCGGAUUUCCAUACGUAUUACUCGGAAGAUACGAACAAUGACCCUUUUACGCUGAGCGUGCGGACGAUUGAUCCCUGGCUUGGGGUCCAGGGGUCGAGGGCGUGGAGGCGGAGGAGUAUGUAUCAUAUUCGAAGUGGCCCCUUCCUAGCCAGCUCAACCCCCACAACCUACCGCGUCCUCCUCUCCCCAUAUACCGCACACCUACGUUACACCGUCCCCUCCCUCCUCGCCCUCAACCAGCAAAUCCACGCCGAAGCCUCGAAAAUCCUCUACGCAACCUACAACUUCUCCUUCCACACCAGCAUCGAAGCCGCAAUCCCCUUCCUCAACGACCUCACCCCGAUAGCACGAAGCCACAUCCGCCACCUCAGCUUCACCAAGAAAGCACUGCCGUACACCCAGGAAGUCGACGGUGCGGAAUGGGCACGAUUAUGCGACUACAUUGCCUCGCACCACGCCGCCGCAUCCCACGCCUUCACAAACCCGACCCCCUUCACAUCUCCUAUGCCAUCAGGCCAGCACGACAGCGCACUGGGGUUCCAGCUGCACACCCUAGACCUCAACAUCAUAGCCGGCAAGCCUGAUUUCGGCUGGCACGAGGACACUGCGCCCGUGACCGCCUCUGAUUUUCCCGCCCUGAUGCGCAUGCGCAAGGAGUGUGGGGAUGGGCGGCCGAGCGGUGUGGAUUUGGAGUGGGUGCAGCAGUUGAUGCGGAUUCGGGGGCUGAGGGCGAUGACGGUCAAGGCGCUGGUGGAGCAUUGUGCAAGGCCGGUGAGCGAGGAGAUGGGGUUUUGGGUGGCGUUUAGUAGGAGUGUGGAGGAAGGGGGUUUUGGGGAGUGGGUUGCUGGGGUUAUGGUCGGGUGA